AUGACGAGAACGACAACACUGCGGAAAUAUGGGCGGACGACCCGGAAACAGACGGCUGAGGCGCUGUUUGCGGAACUCCCCAAGUCGCCGGUGAGGUCGGAGCUAGGGUCGGGACCGGAGUUGGAAACGGGGCUGGUGUCGUCGGGGUUGGAGAUGGAGGAGUCGGGACGGGAAAUGGGGACGGGAUUGGAAGGGGGGGAUGCAGAGUUGAGUUCGGAAAGGCAGCUUGGGGAUGAGAUGGUUGAUUUGGCACAACAACUGGAAUCUACUGUGCUUGAGGAGAGGGCGGUGCCACGGCGGGAAAGGGAAAGGGAUCAAGAGGAUACGCCUUUGCCGUUACCAGAGGCUCCAAAAAGCAGCAAGCGUACCACCACGCCAAUCCAGUCACCCCAGGAAGAAGAGAACCAUCUACCUGACGAGCCGGCAAAGGACGGCCUAGUGGACGAGGAGAACUCCUACCUCGAGGAAGGCGAAACCUCCCUCUUCGACGGUCUCCGCACGCUCACCUGGUCCGACGUCUGCACACCCCACGACCGCAUCGACAAGAUUGCCGAAGCCUCCUUCGCCGAAGUCUACCGCAUCACCAACGCCCAAGGCACCUCCAUCAUCAAAGUCGUGCGACUCUCCUCCCCUAUCAAGCCCCAGACCAAAGCCCAGCAGCGGUCUGGCUUGGUUGAUGAAGAGCCCCAUGAUGAGGAGGAUAUGCAGGGGGAGUUGAGGAUUUCGGAGUGGUUGGCGGAUAUCCCAGGGUUUGUGGUGUAUAAGGAGCAGUAUGUGGUAAAGGGCAAGGGGACGAAGGCGUUGUUGGAGACGCAUCAGGCGUUUCAGAAGAAGGUGAAGAGGCAGGAUCCGGAUCGGUUGCAGUUUUAUCCUUCGCCGAGUCGGUAUUUGGAGGAGACGCGGUUUUUGGUGGUGGAGCUUGGGGAUGCUGGCACGGCGUUGGAGGACUUUGAGUUGAGCUCGGUGAGUCAGGUGUGGGAUAUCUUUUUGCAUACGGCGUUGGCGUUAGCUAGGGCGGAGGAUAUGGUGGAGUUUGAGCACCGUGAUCUCCAUGAGGGGAACCUCUGUAUCCGCCGGGUCAGACCUCCCAAGCCAAAACCUGCGACAGAAGCAGAUAGCGAGCGCCGGUUCGGGUUCUCCGGCUUGGACAUCACCAUCCUUGACUACGGCCUCUCCCGCGCAACCGACCCAGACUCCUCUUACCUCUUCGACGAGGACGCCGACGACAGAGUAGUAGCCUACGACCUAGAAAAAGACCUCCCCCUCUUCCAAUCCACCCACGCGCCCCAAUGCCAAAUCUACCGCCAAAUGCGCUCCCACCUCAUCUCCCACGACCGCGUCCCGCUGCUCCCACCCAGCCAGCACACCACACCGUACCCCAUCUCGCCCGUGACCAACCGCCCCAUCUCCUGGCGGGCGUACCGGCCGUAUACCAACGUUCUGUGGCUGGCGUAUUUCAGCGACAGGGCUGCACUGCGACAAUUCCGCCGUGAGACGGCAGAGCUGAGAGCACACCUGGACCCGGCCGCGCCACGUGGGGUGUUGAGUUUCCCGAGUGCUGGGGAAGUGGUGCGGUUUGCGGUGGAAGCGGGUUGGAUUGGAGAAGAGCAGGUUGUGGGAGGGGUUUGGGGGGAAGGGGGCAGUAGGUUGGAGGGGAGUAAGCUGGAGAAUGAUGAACUGAGUCAGCUGGGAGCAGAUGGAGGUGGUCAGAAGGGCGGUGAGGUGCAGCAUCCACCCACACGCAUUGCCCCCAAUCCUACCAACCUACGAUUCGGGUAA
Dichotomopilus funicola is the source of this 1779-nucleotide messenger RNA. Its product is annotated as Serine/threonine-protein kinase haspin hrk1. Gene Ontology annotation, cellular component: nucleus; cytoplasm. Bases 1 to 1779 code for a protein of 592 amino acids. The transcript has 5 exons. Lineage: Eukaryota; Fungi; Ascomycota; Sordariomycetes; Sordariales; Chaetomiaceae. The record is from RefSeq and is a predicted model, not a curated record. Gene Ontology annotation, biological process: intracellular signal transduction; mitotic cell cycle. Gene Ontology annotation, molecular function: histone H3T3 kinase activity.